GCUUCUUUCACUCUAUAUAUACUAGUCGAGCUCCAAUGAAGACAGACUUCAAGUUCUCGAAUCUGUGCGGAACGGUGUACCGCAAGGGAAACCUGGUGUUCACGCCCGAUGGCAACAGCGUGCUGAGCCCGGUCGGCAACCGCGUGACGCUGUUCGAUCUGGUCAACAACAAGACCGAGACGCUUCCAUUUGAGAACAAGCGCGAUAUCCGGCGGCUGGCGCUCUCGCCCAACGGGCACUUGCUUUUGAGCGUCGACGAUCUGGGCAACACUCUGCUGGUGAACUUCCGGCGGCGUACAGUUUUGCAUCAUUUCAACUUCAAGGACAAGGUCCGCGACAUCCAGUUCUCGCCUGAUGGCAAGUAUUUCGCAGUGGGGCUCGGACGCAAGGUCGAGGUGUGGCGGUCGCCCGGGUACACGCGCGAGUUUGCACCGUUCGAGCUGCACCGGCGGUACGGAGGGCACUAUGACGACAUCACACAGAUCAGCUGGUCGCCGGACUCGCGGUUCUUCUUGACAUCCAGCAAGGACAUGGCCACCAAGAUCUACUCAGUGGAUCCGAUCGAGGGGUUCACGCCGACCACGCUGACUGGCCACCGGUAUGCUGUUGUUGGCUCGUGGUUCACCCGCGACAUGCGCGCAAUCUACACGGUGAGCCGCGACGGUGCUGUGUGCGUGCGGCGGUUCCGUGAGCAUAUGGUAGACGAGAACCUGGUGUUUGGCGAGUUCCCACGCGACGAGGAAGGCAAUUUCGUGCGUACGGUGUGGUUCACGGAGACGCGCCAUUUCGCGAUGGAGGCGCAUGCGCAGGUCCAGAGCGCAGCGUUCAACCCGGCUACGCAGCUGCUGAUUCUGGGAUUCACCAAUGGCGUGUUUGGGCUGUGGGAGAUGCCCGAUUUCAACCAGAUCCACACGCUGUCGGUUUCUAGCCAGGCAAUCAACACCAUUGCUGUCAACCCGACCGGCGAGUGGUUGGCGCUUGGAUCGUCGAAGCUCGGCCAGCUGCUGGUGUGGGAGUGGCAGAGCGAGACGUACGUGCUGAAGCAGCAGGGCCAUUUCUACGACAUGUCGUGCGUUGCAUACUCGGCCGACGGACAGUACGUGGCCACAGGCGGCGACGACGCGAAGCUGAAGGUGUGGAACUCGCUGUCUGGAUACUGCUUCAUCACCUUCUCCGAGCACACCAGCGCGGUGACAGCAGUGCAGUUCACCAAGGGCAGCCAGGUUGUCCUAUCAGCGUCGCUUGACGGCACAGUGCGUGCCUAUGACCUUGUGCGGUACCGCAACUUCCGCAUCUUCACUUCGCCAACGCCUGUGCAGUUCAACACGCUGGCAGUCGAUCCGAGCGGCGAGAUUGUGUGUGCUGGCUGCCAGGACUCGUUCGAGAUCUAUAUGUGGAGUAUGCAAACCGGCAAGCUUCUUGAUAUUCUGUCUGGCCACACCGGCCCGAUCAGCUCGCUGGCUUUCCGCCCCGAUGGUCAGUCGCUUGCAUCUGGCGUCAUCGUUGAGCGCCUGGAUCACAAUAACGAAGUGCUGGCUUUGGCCUACCGUCCCGACGGCAAGGAGCUGUGCGCAUCGACACUUGACGGCCAGAUCCAUUUCUGGGACGUAGCCAAGGCCGCGCCCACAGGCACCAUCGAGGGUCGGCGCGACAUUGCCGGCGGUCGCAAGGCCAACGACCGGCAGACGGCCGAGAACUCGACGUCUGGCAAGUGCUUCAACUCGCUUUGCUAUUCGGCCGACGGCACCGCGGUUCUGGGCGGUGGCAACAGCAAGUUUGUGUGUCUGUAUGACCGGCGGUCCAAGAUCCUGCUGCGCAAGUUCCAGGUGUCCAAGAACCUGUCUCUGGACGGUGUGCAGGAGAAGCUGAACUCCAAAAACAUGACUGAGGCUGGCCCUGCCGACCUCAUCGACUCGGACGGCAUCGACAGCGACACGGAGAAGGCUGCGGACAACAGCCUGCCGGGUGUGCGCUCGGGCGACAAGUCCAACCGCGUGCUGCGACCUGAGGUGCGUACCCGUGACGUGCGCUUCUCGCCUACCGGCCGGCAGUGGGCAGCGGCGUCGACCGAGGGACUGAUGAUCUACUCGCUCGACGAGACGCUGGUGUUUGAUCCCUAUGAGCUUGACGAGGACGUGACGCCCGAGACCAUCCGUGAGCUGUCGCGCAAGGGCGAGUACCUGCGCGCUCUGGUCAACGCGUUCCGGCUCAACGAGCAGUAUCUGAUUCGCGAGACCUACGAGCGCAUUCCGCCUACCGACGUCAUGCUGCUGACCAAGGACUUCCCCGAGGCGUAUCUGGAGCGCCUGCUCAAGUUCAUUGCCAGCAUCCUGGAGAGCAGCCAGCUGCUGGAGUACCACCUGCGCUGGAUCACUGGAUUGCUUUCGAACCACGGUCCGUUUGUCAAGACCCGCUCGGUGCGCCUGCAGCCUGUGCUGCGGACGCUGCAGCGCGGUAUUGUCAGGAUGCGCCAGGACAUCGGCAGCGUGUGCGACAAGAACUACUACUCGCUUGGAUACUUGAUUACCCAGGGCCAGCGCCAGGCCGAGGCUGACAAGGAGGCCAGCGAGGAUGCUGCAGGCAACAUCACCAUGCAGGACGUCUUGGCCAGCUUCAACGACGAUAUCGAGGAGGUUGAUGCCGAUGCUGAGGACGAGGAAAUGGAGGAGUAGCUGGUGAGAUUUAGUAUUUUCCGUGCAUUGAUUUCCAAUGCAAUCGAUGCCAGCUGCUGUGCGCUGUUCCUGGUUGCCUUUUGGUGUCAAAGAAAUCGGU
This is a messenger RNA of Linderina pennispora, 2772 nucleotides long. RefSeq names its product WD40 repeat-like protein. Bases 36 to 2672 code for a protein of 878 amino acids. The transcript is spliced from 2 exons. Gene Ontology annotation, biological process: ribosomal small subunit assembly; maturation of SSU-rRNA from tricistronic rRNA transcript (SSU-rRNA, 5.8S rRNA, LSU-rRNA). Gene Ontology annotation, cellular component: Pwp2p-containing subcomplex of 90S preribosome; small-subunit processome. Lineage: Eukaryota; Fungi; Kickxellomycota; Kickxellomycetes; Kickxellales; Kickxellaceae. The record is from RefSeq and is a predicted model, not a curated record. Gene Ontology annotation, molecular function: protein binding.